Messenger RNA from Candidula unifasciata, 4023 nucleotides. The record is from the annotation of a GenBank genome assembly. Lineage: Eukaryota; Metazoa; Mollusca; Gastropoda; Stylommatophora; Geomitridae.
AAGCGGUUUGCGAAAGGUAUUCGCCACCUGGGCAAGAAUUUCUUCAGAAUUCGCAAGGAGCACCUGCCACACAAAGACACAAGCGAGCUGGUGGAGUUCUAUUACUUCUGGAAGAAGUCCCCUGCGGCCAACAACUCCCGCCCUCAGUACCGCAGACACAGGAGACCACUCAAGAGGCAGAGUCCUCGAAACAACCAGCCAGAUAACGAAGCAAGUUCGGGCAGUGAAUCAGAGGAAGAGUCUGAGGAGAGUGAUGGAAGUCGAGAUGUAGCCAGUUGCCAGCGCUGCUUCACUACAAACUCAAAAGACUGGCACAGUAGUAAAGAUGGUGAAGUCCUAUGCAGCAAAUGCUCUGUGUCAUUCAAGAAAUAUGGGGAGGAGUCUGGGGUAGAGUCUCCGCCUCCCAGUUCCAGUCCCCGACAGCGCCUGUUCAAGCCCGUCCCCGAGGACGAGGAGACGACGCCUUCCAAGCACAAUAUGCGCACACGUCGCAGCAAUAAUACAGCAUCAACAAACGGAAAGCAGAAAGAGCGAAAUAGUGUCAGCAGCCCCGACCUGGAGAGCACUCCAGCCAUCGCCAGCUGCAGCAACACCAUCUCUACAACCACCAACAUAUCCAGCAGUAAGAGCAGUCGGAAAUCUCCCAGCAGUCUGCCUGACAGGGACAGCAGAAAGUCCGCCCAGAAGGAGAAAUCAGAUUCUAGCCAGGCAAAGAAGAGGAGAACUGCAAACGAGGACGAUUCCAAGCUUGCCAAGAAGAAGAAGGAACCGUCAGAUUCAGAAUCUGGUACAGAAAGUAGUUCUGUCUCUGGAACUGAGGAUCUUGGAAACGAGGCAGAUUCUGAUGAUAAUAUUCAGGAGGAUCUGAGUAGCAGUUCUCGGCCAUCAAGUCCUAGCUCUGUAGAACGUGGGUUCAAACCUUUACAGCCUCAUCCACUCACACCAGGAGCCCACCCAGUCACACCCGCAGCAGGGACCCCAGUUAACGUCACCAGCUCAUCCCAGGACAUUGCAGUCAGCAGCCCAGUGUUUUGUGGACCUUCAAGUGUUCCCACACAGUCUUCGACCACAGUGAUAUCAGGCCAGCCUGUGCCAACAUCACAGGCACACCAGCAGUUGAGCUCGCUGACAGUUUUACCAGCUUCAGCAUCUUCUGAGACAUUGGCUAUACCGCCUCCAUCAUUGUCACCACUGUCAGCGCUAGCAGCAUCCAACAGCAGCGGUAAUCUUCAUUUGCGGCUGCCGCAGCAGGCAUCACCAAUACCGGCGCUGAAACCUAGUUUUGGAUUACCUGGCCACAUUUCUAGUGUCGGAAGUAAACCCGGUAGCCACGCCAGCAACCUUGUUUCAAACUCGUGCAGUUUGUCAUCCCCAUUGGUGAUACCUACGCCAAGCCGAGCAUCAUCCACAGGGACUUUUAUUCCACACGCGGAACUGCCACUUCCUGCAAACUCACUUGGCAUAUCAGCGAAUAUAAACAGCCCUGUCACUGCAGUUGUCAAGACAACUGUGGCUUUGACAUCUGUGGAUUCAUUUUUGUCGACGUCAGCAUCAUCUAGCAGUCGCCUUCCACUCGGUGGACAAGCAAAUACUGCCACAAGCAGCGCAAUUGUGAACACAAGCUCUGCCAGCUCCGGUUGCAAGAUGCAGGAUCAAUCUGAGGAACAGGACAAAAAGCCGAUUGUGCCGCCACCUGGCUCAUUUUUACCUCCACCGGGGGCAGUUGGAGUUCCCUUUGCACCGUAUCACUCAUAUUAUUAUCCCCACAGCGGGGCAACUCAUAUAUCACAUUUUCAUCCAUCGGUGGGUAUGUCAGUAUCCUCGGCUGCGGGUGGAAUUCCACCUCCUCCAGUUCCAAGUUUAGUGCCAAUUAAGAAAGAACCACACUCACCUCCUCCACCUCUUAAAUCGGCAGACAAAGCUACAGACUUAUCAUCAUCAUCAUCCACAGCCUUGUUGCACCCACUUCAUCGGUCUCAUCCGGAGAAAUCCGCCAAGCUGCCACAUGGAUUCUCUCAAACAGGUCUGACCACGACAGCGCCACCCCCUCUUACUGUCAUAGAGCAUAGGGAUGGUUCCAAACCAGGAGAAGCCUCCAAACCGGAUCUAUAUUCCAAAGACAGUACUCGGGGUCAUUCUUCUUCACCCCUCCGUACCGACACCCAUCCGGCCCCCGGAUUACACAGGGAAUCCAGGUUAGACAGUAACCUCAGUGUGUUACGAGAAUCUAGAGAAAUUGGGCUGGUAGGGGGAGCCACAUCCUCCCAGCCAGGACAGCAGCUUCCGUUACUAUCUUCUAUCAAAGAAGAACCGAGGACUUUACCAGCAGCAUUCCAACCUUACUCCCAUCAUCCGUCGCCAUCGGUGUCAAGCAGCCUCACAUCACAUCAUCCGCCUAGCUCAGUUCUCCAAGUCCCGCAGCCUAGUUUGUCUUCUGACCAGCCACUCGGCCAGUCCAUGAUCUCCCAGUCAAUGAUGUCAGACUCGUCACUGGUGACAUCCCGAUCGGCCCCAAGCCUGGACAUUGACAGUGUGAAAAUUGAGCAGAAUGUUGAGGAUGAAAUUGAUAUAGAAGAUGAAGAUGAUGACAGUCGCAGUGGAUCUACCACACCAGGACCAACUCCUACAGUUUGCAACAGGGAAAUCUAUAAAAGUAAUUCUGCAAUAUUUGUGAAAGUCUUCGACAGAGGUGACAGAAAUCAGUGCUCACGAACUGACUUCAUAUUCCGGCCACUUCCUGACUCCAACUUGGCCAAGAAGAGGGAAGACAGAGUGAGGAAGUCCUCUCACUCCUCCAGCAUCAAAGAAGAGAAGAAAAGAGUGGAAACCCCUCCUCGAGCAACGUCCGCUUCUGAGGGUCAGAAGUCAUCAUCUGGCAGCAGCAGUCUUAGCAGCAGCAGCAAUAGCAGCAGCAACCACCCGCCCCAUGGUAUGGGAAUCGGCGGCGGGUAUGCCGAACGACACACACCACGCUCAUUUGCAGACAUGCCGGCCCUUAGGCAACUUCACGAAUAUGCCAGGCCACACGUUUACGCAGCGAGCCUGGAUGACAUAUCAUUGCUUCGAUUCACAGGCCAGGACCUAACCAGACCUCCGUACUCUUUGGGAGCUCUGCAGCACCAUCCCCAUAUGGAUCCUUUGAUGGGCUACAGGCUUGGUGGCAUGUAUCCUCCAGGCUCCCGGGAGCGGCUGGAGAUGGAGUUGGAGAGGGACAAAAGGGAAAGAGAUGCCAGAGAGCGGGAGAUGAGGGAAAGAGAACUGAGAGAUUUGGAACUGAGGGAGAAGAUGAAACAAGAUAUGGAGUUGAAACCCGGUCUGGAGCGACUCCUGCCUCCAGGAGCAGCUAGUCAACUGACAGACCCGAGCUGGCUGGACCUUCAGAGACGUAUGGGCUUCCCACCAGGGGCUGGGGGCCACUUGCUGCCUCAUGGGGCUCCCUCUGUCAGUGCUGCGGGAGCCCACCUUCCAGGAGUGUACCCACCGGUCAGCUUGGCCAGUGAUCUGCUAUCCAGAGAGAGGGAUAAGUUAGAUAGACUAGAUGGUGCUGCUCUUAGUCCCAACAGUGCCUCCUCUUCUACAUCUGAGCAGCUAACGAGUCGAAUGGUUUAUCAAUAUUACUCCCAACGCCUCACUAGUGAACAGCAUGUAUUUAUGCAGCGAGCAGUCAACGAAUGCUACCUCCGCACAAAACCGGAGACUCGACCUAUUGUUGACCCCAACCACUUGAUCUAUCAGUUCUCUCGUGCUGACCCUCUGGCUUCAGGCCCAAUUGGCUCACUACCAGCAUCAUCCACAAAUCCCCUGUCAAUUCUGCCACCGGGGAUGUCACACCAUCCGCUGUUCGCUGCUGCUGGAUCUCGGGAGGAGCUUCUGCAGAGAGAGUUGUACAGCAGGGGAGGUCAUUUUCUUGAUCCUGCUCUGGCUCAUCAGUUGUCAGCACAGGCCGCUGCACACGAAGCUCUACAGAGGCAUAUGGCCAUGGAGAGAGAACGAUAUGGUUCAUCUGGUCAUCUACCACAUUAG